Molecule: messenger RNA, 1836 nt
Organism: Drosophila persimilis
Lineage: Eukaryota; Metazoa; Arthropoda; Insecta; Diptera; Drosophilidae
Product: flocculation protein FLO11
Exons: 8
Coding region: 17-1753 (578 amino acids)
Source: RefSeq, a predicted model, not a curated record
AUCUGGAAUACGCGGCAUGUUUUCAAGCAACUUGGUGGCCAUCUUCUUGCUGGCGUGCUUCGGCCUAGCGCAGGCCUACCCGGCCCUGCUGCCCUAUAUCUACAAUCCCUCGCACGAAGUCCAUGCCGUUAAGCGCAACGAUGCGGUCUUCCCCCAAAUAGAGGACGAUGUCGGCGAGCUGGACCAGCUGCGGAAGGAGCAGGUGGGUGUGAGCAAGCGGCAGCAUGACGGUAGCACCGCCCGCACCAGCACUACUACCAAGGAGAGCGUGGAGGAGGGUGCCGCCGCCCCCGAGCCCCAUCAAAGUGCUAACGUGAACAUCCUGCCGGAUUUGGAGCGGCAGCUGGAGGUGGCCACGCCGCUGAUAUCGACUACAACCACCACCAGUACCUCUGCCACGACCACGACGGCCACGUCAAAGGAGGAGAGCGAACGCUCACAGCUGGAGGAGCCGAAGACAGCCGUCAAGACGGUGGUCGAGCCGACGGUUCAUGCCAAGUGUAUAUCCACGAAACCACCCAAAAACCAACAGGCAUUUUACGGUGCAGCUCGUCUAGCCUUCGGCCAGAAUCCGGAGGUGUUGCCAACAUCCUCAACCACGUCCACAAGCACCACAACAACAACCACAACCACAACGCCAGCACCACCUGAGGAACCAAAGCCUGAGCCCGAGCCCGAGCCCGAGCCCGAAUCUGAGCCCCAAGUAGCAGCCGAAUCUCAACCUGAACCUGAACCUGAUCACGAACCCGAAUCCGAGUCUGGAGGGGAUGCGGCCGUGCCAGAUAAUAUCGAAGCAGCUGCAGCGGAAACGGAACUGACCGCCCUGACACCUCCCAAGGUGGCAGGACCCCACAGCCACGACCACGACGUCAACAAGGAGACCAUUGGGGACAUCAUCUUUGAUGUGGUGUCAUGGAAUCCGGAACGGAGGUCUAGCGCGCCGAAGAUAACGGCCAAGACGGUCCAGGGGCUACUGCACAGUCCUAAUGGACAGUACUCCUCAUUCGACAUGGCUCAGUAUAUAUUUUGGACUGGCGACGAGACGGCUGUAGUCAAGGCAGUUGAGGAACUAGUCAGUGGAAGAGUGAUCACCAGAGAGAAUGCUCUCAAGUUCUUGCAGGAUAUUCGUCUGGGCAUUGAGUUCCUGCAGCGAUCCUAUGCCAACCGCAUUUUCCCCGAGGAGGUCCGCCAGAACCAGCUGAAGCGCCACAGUCCGCCCAGCCCCACGACAUCAACAACAUCCACAACAACAACAACUACCAGUACCACGAGUACAACUACGGAGAAACCCUUCCCGGAUGUGCAUGCUGCAGAGGGGAUUGCGCCGCAGGCAGGAGCCGUGCCAGUGAAAACCUUUGAUAGCUUCAACUUCUGGAACAAGCUGAAGGAUAUGGAUAAUGAGGCGCAACAAGAACUAACCGACUAUGACGAGGGUCGGGCCAAGAUAGUUGAGUACCUGUACAACGAGUACUCCCUGGAGGAGAUCCUCUACAAGCUGGCAAAGGUGAUGUUUGCCCAGUCCCUGGCCCAUGGAUCCGAUGAGGCACAAAUGGAGUUGCAGAAGCUAACCGAGUUCCUGGAACAUGAGGGCAACCUAGGCGUUAUACCCGUUGAUUUGCAGAAAAAAGUAUUACGAGUGCUACUUAGCGCCUUGUCAGACACGUUGACCGAGCAUCCAGAACUGCUGCCGGCAGCACGGGUCAACCUGGCCAAUCCAUUUUACAGGCUUCCAAUACAUACUCCCAGCCAGUAGAGCGCGGCGUAGCGCAGCGCUUUAGCAAAUGUUAUCAGAAUAAUAUAAAUCUAUCUAUAUAUAAAUAUAUAUAUAUAAAUGUA